AUGCAGAUCUUUCACCAAGUUGGUCUCUUUGUACUGGCCAGCAGCCUCUUUCAGGCAACUGCGCUGGCAGUUCCCCAUUAUGCUCUCCACAAACGGGCGAGCAACAGCUCUGCUGCCCCGGCGAACGAAAAGGAUCUCAGAACCUGGUGGCACGACACCGGUGUGGUCAACCCUUGGACGCCAGUCAGCGAUGGAGAUGUGCGACAGUCGCAUAAAUAUUCGGUCCAGGUCUCUAUCGACGGUAAUGGAACAUUCUUUGACUCUUUUGUCUAUGAGAGCAUUCCUCGCAGCGGAAAGGGGAAGCUCUGCUACCCGGAUCAGCCGGAUAUAUGCAAUGACGAUGACCAAAUCACGAUCGAAGCCGACAUUGGUGUCACCAUGGGCUGGUCUCAGUUUUUGUACGGUAGCGAUGUCGUGGUGAAGGUAACCCGGCUGGAUGGGAAGGCAGUGUCGGCUGACGACGUUACUAUCCGUCCAACUAAUCGCAAAUUUACGGUCACGGCGACGAAAAACGCAGCCCUGAUCACGGUGCCCUACACCCCUGACACAAAUGGCGCCCGAUUUUCGGUAGAGUUCGCCGAUGAUCUCUUCGAAUAUCAUACGCGGGAGCUCGCGACCCAGUCCAGCUACGUCCAAGAUGUCAACAAAACCGCGGCCAACUAUGUUGAGUCUUACACGGACGCGAUGCCCAUUGUUGGGCGGGAACCUCUCAAUGCUCUCCUGAUCUUCGCCAGUCCUUUUCCGGCUUCUGACUUGGUCCCUUCAGACCAAGGUGAUAUCUACGAUGUCAAACCCGGGCUAGUAGAGAGUCUAGAGAAUGUGGAUAAAUCUGUUGUCUUCUUUGGACCUGGCGUUUACUGGUUUACCGGUAAGAACCGCGCCGUGCUGAGCUCUUCGGUAUCUUGGGUCUACCUGGCCCCUGGUGCCUACGUGAAAGGAGCUAUUGAGUACAACAAUGGCCAAUCAGACCUGAAAGCUUCUGGGUUUGGUGUCCUCUCGGGUGAACAGUAUGUUUACCAGGCCAACACGGCCGACGGAUACAGUAACAACAAGUCGGAUCAAACCUCCCUCAAAAUGUGGCGAGGCAAUGGCGUUACGAGUAGCCAGACUUGGACCAUGAAUGGGAUCACUACCAACGCACAGCCGUUUAAUAGUAUGGACUUCUACGACAGCAAUGGAAAUACUCCCCCCAACGGUUUCAGCGUUGAUGUUUCCGACUAUAAACAAGUCGGUGCUUUCUACGGCCAGACGGAUGGCCUGGAGAUGUAUACCAACGGCUACUUGCGAGACAUCUUCUAUCACUCUGGGGAUGAUACGCUAAAGACCUAUUACUCCGGGGUUACCGCCGAGCGACUCAUUGUUUGGAAGACCGACAACGCGGCGGUCAUUCAAAUUGGGUGGUAUCCUCGCACCCUGGCGAACAUUCAUCUCGACCAGAUAGAUGUGAUCCAUAGUCGAUAUUACUCCUUCCUGGACUAUGCCCCGCGCGCUCUUAUUGGUUGCUCCUCAAGCUAUGUGAACACUGGUUCUACGGACACGGCCGAUGUAACCACGACCAUCUCCAAUUACACGGUGUCAAACAUUCGCUCAGAGGGCAUAUCUGCAGGCCUCAUUAGUCUGAAUAUGUUGUCUAACUUUGACGAGUUCAAAAUUGACACAGCGUGGAUUGAAGAAUUUUCCCUAGUUCCGCAACUGGGCACCAGCACCAUUGUUGGCUUCACCGAUGCUAGCCAUAACAACGAAAAGGUGACGCUUGGCGCAUCCAGCGGAACCGGUCUCACAAUUACAGGUUACAAAGUCGGGGACGCCGUCAUCAGCUUCCAAAACAAUAAUUGGGAUGCCACGCAGGCUGGACGGCUCAAUGUCGACCCAGCCUAUGAUGGCAAGUGGACCGUUCAGUAA
This is a messenger RNA of Penicillium longicatenatum, 1902 nucleotides long. RefSeq lists its product as uncharacterized. The coding region runs from base 1 to 1902 and encodes 633 amino acids. Lineage: Eukaryota; Fungi; Ascomycota; Eurotiomycetes; Eurotiales; Aspergillaceae. Gene Ontology annotation, molecular function: hydrolase activity, hydrolyzing O-glycosyl compounds. The record is from RefSeq and is a predicted model, not a curated record. The transcript has a single exon.